Molecule: messenger RNA, 2370 nt
Organism: Penaeus indicus
Lineage: Eukaryota; Metazoa; Arthropoda; Malacostraca; Decapoda; Penaeidae
Gene: Ppox
Product: protoporphyrinogen oxidase-like
Exons: 4
Coding region: 181-1578 (465 amino acids)
Biological process (GO): porphyrin-containing compound biosynthetic process
Molecular function (GO): protoporphyrinogen oxidase activity, oxygen as acceptor
Source: RefSeq, a predicted model, not a curated record
AGUCGUGAUCUGGAACAUUUUUCGAAGAAAUCUUUACCUUUACAAUUAUAUGACUGAGUUACCCAUAUAAUUAGUGCAACAUAUGAAGCGUCAGAUAUUAAGAAGAAGAAGAGAAUAGAGAUAGGCUAUCAAAAAAGGCAGAAUAAAGGUGGUACUUCCUACUAUUCUUGAUUCAACACAAUGACAGUGACAGUACUUGGAGGCGGCAUCAGUGGAUUGGCAGCCGCUCAUUACCUACGGACCAUCAACCCUUCCUCUAGGAUUGUAGUUCUGGAAGCUUCGCAUAGGUUGGGCGGCUGGAUUGAUUCUACCAAGCACAAUGAUGGUGUUGUGUAUGAAGGAGGACCAAGGACACUUAGAGUGGUUGGUAAUGCAGGAGCCAACACUUUAGCCUUAGCAGAAAGUCUUGGCCUAAGAGAUAAGGUCCGCAGUGUCCGUUAUGGGGAGCCAUCUGCCAAGAACAGGAUGAUUAAAGUCAAUGGGUCAUUACACAAACUACCAAACAGCCUGAAGACAGCACUAACAAAGAUUCCUCCAUUCUCAAAGCCAUUAGCCCUAAGUGCAAUUGGUGAUUUGCGAGCAAAAAAAGUUCUUUCAGAUGAUGAAAGUCUCUUCAGCUUUGUCAACAGGCGUUUUGGCUCAGAUGUUGCAAGAUAUGCAAUUGAUCCUUUAGCAAGGGGUGUCUUUGCUGGUAAUGCUCGAGACCUUAGUGUCAAAGCACUUGCCAAAAGAAUGCACGAAGUUGAACAGAAGCAUGGCUCUGUGCUAAAGGGCUUCUUUAAAGAGAGGAAGAAUGCAGAAAAACCAGACCCUGAGCUGGCAAAGUGUGACCUAGUCCAGCAAGCAAGAAAAGAAAAAUGGGCUGUUUGGUCUCUUCAGGAUGGCUUAGAGACAUUAGUGAAGACCCUUGCAAAGAGUCUUGAACAGGAUGGUGUUGAGAUUAGAAGGAGCACUCCAGUGUUAGGUAUUCAGGGUAGUCAGGGGCAUCUUGUUGUGCAGACAAAUGGUGAAGAAAUACAUAGUGAGAGGGUUAUAUCUUGUCUUCCUGCAAAUCAUUUAAGCCAAGUGGUGAGUGAUCUUGAUACGGACUUAAGCAUUGUACUAGGUAGGAUACCAUUUGUUACAGUAGCUGUUGUAACGCUUGAAUAUACUGGGGACAGACUAAAUGAACAAGCAUUUGGGUAUCUUGUGCCUUCCACAGAACCCAGUAAGGUUCUUGGCGUAAUUUUUGACACAUGCACAUUCUCACAAGGUGACAGAACCAUAUUAACUGUAAUGAUGGGAGGAUAUUGGUUCAAGCAGUAUUUCGGAGAGAGCCCAACACCAGAAAGCUUCUUGGAUGUUGCCCUUAAAGAAGUGGAAUCAGUGCUUAAGAUAAAAGAAGCACCAGUGCGACAUAGUGUCAACAUUCUAAAGGACUGUAUACCACAAUACAUUGUAGGACAUUCUGAGAUGGUCAUCAAUGCAAGGAAAUUGAUUGGACACUCAAAAAUCCCACUGGUAUUGGCAGGGAAUUCAUACGAUGGUGUAGGAGUUAAUGAUGCCAUAAUGAGUGCAAAAAAGGCUGUAUUACAGUAGAAAGAAACAAAUAUAGAUAAAAAAUAAGCUUUGGUGCUUUUCAUUUUCUUUUUUGAUACUGUGCUUUAAUUAAUAUUAGGACAUUCUUCUGUUCCUAAAUUUACACCUGUAUCCAUAAUGACACAGGACUGCUCAUAUAAACAUAUAAUAAGAAUAAAAAGAGUGUUUUUUAUUUGUUAAUUUACAGUUAUGAUUUCAUGAAAAUUUGACAACAAAGGAAUUAAUGAAAUUCAUAUAAUUUUCCCAAAAUAUAAACAAUUUAAUACACUUUGAAGUAACAUUUAAAGAUCCAUCAUUUAUUAUUUUUAAGCUGAAAAAUUCUGCCUAAAAUUUAAUUAUUAGCCACUGAAUAUAGUUUUUCUAGUAUCAGGACUGCUUGAUCUAAUUGUUAUGUUAAACAACUUGCAUAACUAUAAGUGAAUGCCUCUGAAUUUUUUUUUUUUUAGAUAAAGGUAAUUUCACAUCCCACUUACAUUAAAUACUAUACACAAACCUUUAACAUUAUUUCAACUUGUGUUUGAGAAAUCCCUUGAUCAUUAUUUAUAAUCUAUUAGGUUUUUGCUUAUUUAUCAUGAGAACUGCAGUGUUAUAUACAUAUUAUAUUUACAUGUUUACAUUUUUCCCUAUUACAAACCUAUGUCAGAUUUUUUUCAUGAAGUCAUCUUGUAAUGUUCUAUUUACUUGUCUAUCUGUAUAUAUACAUACAUGCAGUAUAUAUUUAUAUUUUUCUUGUAUAUUUGAAAGCAAUAAAAUGUAUGAUAUUUGAUUAUAAAGUGUACUUUUCUAUAUCAC